Molecule: messenger RNA, 6230 nt
Organism: Equus caballus (horse)
Lineage: Eukaryota; Metazoa; Chordata; Mammalia; Perissodactyla; Equidae
Gene: COL17A1
Product: collagen type XVII alpha 1 chain
Biological process (GO): extracellular matrix organization
Cellular component (GO): hemidesmosome
Molecular function (GO): extracellular matrix structural constituent conferring tensile strength
Source: RefSeq, a predicted model, not a curated record
GGAGUAACACUGUAAACCACGACACACCUUUGUCAGGACUUGUUUGGAAGCAAAGAACUGAAAGAAACAACGGGGAGAGAGGGAGAAGGGAGCAUUUUUGAAAGAUCACUCAGCUCUAACACACCUUGGCUGGGUCUGGAUAAAAAAAAGUGGGUACUGCAAACGUCUAGAAGAAAACAUCAGGGAAGAAAGAGAGAAGGGGAUUUACUCAAAGCUGUUUCCAACUCCUUCAAAAUCUCAAACUAGGUGGCUAUGGUAUGGAUGUCACCAGGACAAACAAACGAGACGGCACUGAAGUCUCUGAAAGAAUUAUCACAGAAACAGUAACUACAAGACUUACAUCCUUACCACCAAAAGGGGGAACCAGCAAUGGCUAUGCCAAAACAGGUUCUCUCGGUGGAGGGAGCCGGCUAGAGAAACAGAGCCUGAUGCACGGCAGCAGCGGCUACAUAAACUCAGGUGGAAGCACACGUGGCCAUGCCUCCACCUCCAGUUUCAGGAGGGCUCAUUCACCUGCCUCCACGCUGCCCAACUCACCAGGCUCAACUUUUGAAAGAAAAACUCACGUCAGCCGCCAUGGAACCUACGAAGGGAGCUCCAGUGGCAACUCUUCCCCGGAGUACCCUCGCAAGGAAUUUGCAUCUUCUUCAACCAGAGGAAGGAGCCAAACACGAGAGAGCGAGAUCCGGGUUCGACUGCAGAGUGCAUCCCCGUCUACUCGAUGGACGGAAUUGGAUGAUGUUAAGCGUUUGCUCAAGGGGAGCCGAUCAGCAAGUGUGAGCCCGACCCGGAACUCCUCCAACACCCUCCCCAUCCCCAAGAAAGGCACCGUGGAGACCAAAAUGGUGACAGCAAGCUCCCAGUCAGUAUCCGGCACCUAUGACACAACCAUCCUGGAUGCCAACCUCCCCUCCCACGUGUGGUCCUCCACCUUGCCAGCGGGGUCCUCCAUGGGGACCUAUCACAACAACGUGACGGCCCAGAGCUCGUCCCUCCUCAACACCAACGCCUAUUCUGCAGGAUCGGUCUUCGGAGUUCCCAAUAACAUGGCGUCCUGCUCUGCCACCCUGCACCCUGGACUCAGUGCCGGCUCCUCAGUGUUUGGCAUGCAGAACAAUCUGGCCCCCAGCUCGUCCACCCUGUCCCAUGGCAUGACCACCACCUCCACAGCGUACGGUGUGAAGAAGAACAUGCCCCAGAGUCCCCCCGUCGUGAGCACGGGCAUGUCCACCUCUGCCGCCAGCACUGCAAGUGUCCAGAAUGAUGAGCUCUUGCACAAGGACUGUAAAUUCCUGAUCCGGGAAAAAGACAACGUGCCUGCUACCAAGAAGGAGAUGGAGCUGCUGAUCAUGACCAAGGACAGUGGGAAGGUCUUCACAGCCUCCCCCGCCAGCAUGUCUUCAACUUCUUUUUCAGAGGAUACCCUAAAAAAGGAAAAGCAAGCAGCCUACACUGCUGACACCUACCUAAUCUCAGACACUAAUGGAGACGUGAAGACUGUGUCCACAAAGGCCAAGGCCGCCUCUGCAGAUUUCCAUGGCUAUGACCACCGUAGCGGUGGUGGUGGCGGUGGUGGUGUUGGCAGCGGUGGCGGGGGCCCGUGGGGGGCAGUGCCAGCCUGGUGCCCCUGCGGCUCCAGCUGCAGCUGGUGGAAAUGGCUACUGGGCCUGCUGCUCACCUGGCUGCUGCUCCUGGGGCUGCUCUUCGGCCUCAUUGCUCUAGCGGAGGAGGUGAGGAAGCUGAAAGCGCGUGUGGACGAGUUGGAGAAAACCAGGAACAUGCGGGUUAUGGAAGAGAAGGUCGAGGCUCAGGUGCAGGGUGACAAGCCUGAGGUGGGAACAGACAUGGGGAAAACUGGGCUUUACGACGACGGCCAGAAGGAGGUGCUCUGGGAAUUCGUGAGGAACAAGCUGAUGAUGGAACAAGAAAACGGAAAUCUCCGAGGAAGCCCGGGCCCUAAAGGUGACAUGGGAAGUCAAGGCCCUAAAGGAGACCGAGGACUCCCUGGGACUCCAGGUAUCCCUGGGCCCUUGGGCCACCCAGGUCCAGAAGGACCAAAGGGACAAAAAGGCAGCGUGGGAGAGCCCGGCAUGGAGGGACCCAUGGGCCAGAGAGGGCGAGAAGGCCCCGCGGGACCCCGCGGUGAACCAGGGCCUCCUGGGUUUGGAGAGAAAGGGGACAGAGGGGCUGCUGGUGUGCCGGGCAUUCAGGGCCCACCUGGUGUCCCAGGUUCUGUGGGUCCCAAAGGUUCCAGCGGUUCUCCCGGCCCACAGGGUCCCCCAGGCGCUAUAGGUCUCCAAGGGCUCCGAGGCGAAGCGGGACUCCCUGGUGUCAAAGGUGACAAAGGGCCUAUGGGACCACCAGGACCCAAAGGUGACCAAGGUGAAAAAGGACCCCGAGGUCUCACAGGCGAGCCUGGCUUGAGAGGUUUGCCUGGCUCUGUGGGCGAGCCCGGGGCUAAAGGAGCUAUGGGACCCGCUGGCCCAGACGGACAGCAAGGCCCAAGAGGCGAACAAGGUCUUACAGGGAUGCCUGGAAUCCGGGGCCCACCAGGACCUUCUGGAGACCCAGGAAAGCCAGGUCUCACAGGACCCCAAGGACCUCAGGGACUUCCUGGUACCGCCGGCCGACCCGGGCCUAAAGGUGAACCAGGAGCUCCAGGCAGGAUUGUGACUUCAGAGGGGUCAUCGACUAUCACCGUCCCAGGCCCCCCGGGACCUCCUGGAGCCAUGGGACCCCCAGGACCUCCAGGUGUGCCAGGCCCCAUCGGCCCAGCUGGUCUCCCAGGACAGCAAGGCCCACGAGGGGAGCCAGGGCUUGCUGGUGAAUCGUUCCUGAGCAGCACUCAGUCCCUCUCCGAGGUCCUCUCCACCCAAGGUCUUGAUUUACGAGGUCCCCCAGGCCCACCUGGCCCACCUGGGCCACCAGGAGCUUCCAUUCCAGGCCCACCAGGACCCCGAGGCCCAGCAGGGGAAGGCUUGCCAGGCCCACCAGGCCCACCAGGAUCUUUCCUGACCGGCUCAGAGACCUUCUUCUCUGGCCCUCCAGGCCCACCUGGCCCCCCAGGCCCCAAGGGAGACCAAGGCCCCCCAGGCCCCCGAGGACACCAAGAUUCCGGUUCUCUCGGACUCAACCUGCAGGGACCGCCAGGCCCACCCGGCCCUCAGGGACCCAAAGGUGACAAAGGUGAUCCUGGAGUCCCAGGUGCUGUUGGUGUUCCUGGUGGUUACUCUCAAGGGGGAUCACCAUCCAGCACCGUGUUCCUGCCAGGCCCGCCAGGCCCCCCGGGGCCCCCUGGGCCUCCAGGCUCUCUCAGCAGCUCUGGCCUGGAGAUUCAGCAGUACAUCUCUGACUACAUGCAGAGUGACAUCAUUAGGUCUUAUUUCUCUGGAGUUCAGGGUCCCCCAGGCCCACCUGGUCCCCCAGGGCCUGUCACCACCAUCAGGGGUGAGACUUUUGACUACUCGGAGCUGGCAAGCCUCGUCGUGAGCUACUUACAGACUUCGGGGACCAGCAUCGGCCUGUCGUUGGCCUCCGUCUCUUCUGAGGACAUCCUGGCCAUGCUGCAGCGGGAUGAGGUGCGUCAGUACCUGCGUCAGUAUCUGAUGGGCCCUCAGGGUCCCCCGGGGCCACCAGGAGCCGGUGGCGAUUGGUCCCUCCAGUCUUUGGACUACGCAGAGCUGAGCAGUCGCAUUCUCAGCUACAUGUCGAGUUCUGGAAUCAGCAUUGGGCUUCCUGGCCCCCCAGGGCCCCCUGGCUUGCCGGGAACAUCCUAUGAGGAGCUCCUCUCCUUGCUCCAAGGGUCUGAGUUCAGAGGCAUCAUUGGGCCCCCAGGCCCCCCUGGGCCCCCAGGGAUCCCAGGCAACGCGUGGUCCAGCAUCAGCGUGGAGGACCUCUCAUCUUACUUGCAUACGGCCGGCUUGUCAUCCAUCCCAGGCCCUCCAGGCCCUCCUGGUCCCCCAGGCCCUCGAGGGCCUCCGGGUGUCUCAGGAGCUCUGGCGACAUAUGCAGCUGAAAACACCGACAGCUUCCGGAGCGAACUGAUCAGCUACCUCACGAGUCCUGAUGUGCGCAGCUUCAUCGUUGGUCCCCCAGGCCCUCCCGGGCCCCAGGGACCACCUGGGGACAGCCGCCUAGUGUCCAUGGAUGGCCCCUACAGUCGGGGUAGCAGCUCCUCCUCAGGCAGCUCCUACAGCUCUUCAAUGGGCAUAGGAGGAGCCAGCGAAGGCUCUCUGGGCGAAGGGGGAGCCUUUGGCCUGGACAUGGGCCUGGGCCGAGGCUAUGGGGCAGCAGCAGGAAAUGGCAUGUAUGGUGGCAAUGGCGGAUAUUUUGGGGCUGGCUUUGCUGGAGGUCUGGAUUACAACGAGCUGGCUGUUCGGGUGUCCGAGAGCUUGCAGCGUCAGGGCCUGCUACAAGGAAUGGCCUACACUGUCCAGGGCCCACCAGGCCGGCCUGGACCCCAGGGGCCCCCCGGCAUCAGCAAGGUCUUCUCUGCCUACAGCAACGUGACCGAGGACCUCAUGGACUUCUUCCGAACUUAUGGAGCCAUUCCAGGACCCCCUGGGCAGAAGGGAGAGGUGGGCAUCCCAGGACCCAAAGGUGACAGGGGUCCUGCUGGACCACCAGGUCGGCCUGGGUCACCCGGCCCCCGAGGGCACAAGGGAGAAAAAGGAGACAGAGGCGACCAGGUCUAUGCUGGGAGGAGGAGAAGGAGAAGUGUCGCCACCAAGCCAUGAGCUACCCUUGGCGGAACAGCCCCGGACCCGUUCUUGCAAUGGCUUAUGGCACUUAGGUCAGAAUCUCUCCAGAGGGUAAAAGCUGGAUUCUCUGCGGCCUCCUGAGACAGCACAGCCAAUAGGCAACUAGAACUCUUGUGUUAGUCUGGAACUAUCUACACAGAAUUCGGUCAAAGAUAUGCAAUCUGAAACAGCUCUGUGGGUGGACUUGAGUAGUUGCAGCGUUGUAGAAUGAGUCUGACUUCUCUGCUAUCUAGAACUGAGCCCCUUGGCUUCUUUAACACUUAGUUCAAACCCCCACCCAGGAAAGCCAGUUACGUAAAAGUUGGCUCAGGAGUCCUUGAGCUUUGCCUAAAAAUGAGCCCAGAAAAUGGAAGACGAGGAUGGGGGUGGCUUCCAGGGGUGCCAUGGGUGGGGUGUGUUCUGGUUAAUGCUCUGAGGCUGUGCUACUGGCCCCUUGCUCCCCUGUUCACUCUGCAUUCUCUAGUCACAGGAAAGAGUUGUCUAAGAAGCAACUCUUGCAACAGAAAAAGUUAAGAAAUUCACUUCCACUGAAGGUGGUGACAGGCUUUCUAAUAGUUAUUUCUCACUACAAAUCAUAUCUCCACUUGCUUAGAGAGGUUGAUGGACUGUAGCUAUGAUGUGUAUCCGUAGGUCUGUGCUAGAGUUGAUAGCUAUGUUCUACUGAACUAGACUGCAGCAAAGAGAAAAAGAAGGGCAACGGGCAAGGAAGAAAGGAAGGGAGAGAGGGAAAUAGGAUACCUGAUGCCGGCGAAAGAUGUCACUCUGUUCUGCACUUAGGAAAUGCAGAAGGACUGGGCGCAGUUGGUUUUUAAGCACUUUUCAAUGUCUAAAAACAUUUACCUGGUCUAUUAGAUGAAAAGUCAUUUCAAUUGCAAAAUUUCCAAUUAAAGGGUUUUUUUUCUUUUUUAAUAUUACGUUUAAUGUGAUCCAUCUAACAAAAGUAAAAGGGAGGGAGGGAGGGAAGGAAGAAAAUAUUUUGGGUUUUUUGGUUUGACUCUAACACUAUUAUAAACACAAGAAAACAAAACGGUUGAAUCUUGGGACACAGUUCGUGGCAUUUUGUUUAAUCGUUGAGAUCUUUAAAGGCAGAUCUUUAUCUGCAACUACUAACUCUACCUGGCCAUAUUACAAACCAUCUGGAGUUUCCCUAAGCAUAAGUUACUUGAAAUAAACACAUAUGCAACAGAUAAGCAACAAAAUUAUUUGGAAUCAAUGCAGUGAUGUAUCCUGGUGCAAAGGAGUUACAACCGCAGGGCAAGUAAUAAUAUUUGGAAUACCAAAACUCCUAUUAAGGAAAAAUCCACAAAUAUCAAAUGCUCCACAGAAAUGUAUGGUAAAAUCAGACCCUUAGUUUCAGAAGAGGCUACACUUGGCCAACUUGUGAAUUUGUUACAACCUAUGACACUCAAUUGCUGGGCAAUUAAAAACGGAGUUAAAUUAAAUUGCUUCUACACCUCUACUCUUCUAAAA